AAAAAAAAGAGGGGAAGGAAUCAAUUCCACAUUCGCCCGUUCCCCUCUGAAUUGCUCGAUGGAGCGGAGCGGCGGCGAGGUCUCCGCCAUGGGAUCGAGGGUCUCCUCCGACUCCGACGCCGCCGCCGGCGAGGACCGUCUCAGCGGGCUCCCCGACGACGUCCUCGUCCUCAUCCUCCUCCGCCUCCACACCGCUGCUGCUGCUGCCCGGACCAGCAUCCUCUCCCGCCGCUGGCGCCGCCUCUGGGCGAUCCUCCCGGAGCUCCACUUCGCCGUGGCCCCUGAGCCAGCCAGCACCCGCGCCAUCCUCGAGUCCCACGAGGCGGCCCUCCGGUUCCUCUACGUCGUAACCCUGGGCGCCGCCCCCGACUCCGUGGCGGCAUGGCUCCCCGCCGCCGCGCGCCGCCUCUCCGGCCGCCUCGUCUUCAUCAACAAAUACGCCGCCAAGGAAGGCGGCGAGGAGGAGGACGAGGACGAGGACGAGGCGGCGGCGCAAGGAGGCGCCUUUGAGCUGCCCUGCUUCGGGAACGCCACCGCAUUCUAUCUCGACCUAGGGUUCCUCGGCGUUGCCAUGCCGCCGGCAGGCAUUUUCGCCCGGCUCACCGAGCUAUGCCUGUUCCAGAUCCGGUUCCACGGCCCGUGUGAGCUCGGCGAUGCCAUCUCCUCGCCGCGGUGCCCGUGCUUGCAGAAGUUACUCAUUUUUUCCGUCCGGGGGCUGAACAAUCUCGCCAUCCAUUCCGGGUCUCUCCUGCGAGUGUCGCUCAGAGAUCUGCGUGGCUUGCGGCAGCUCACCAUCGUGGCACCGGUCCUUGAGGACCUAGCAGUCUCAGAUCUGUGUGGCUGGCGGCAGCUCACCAUCGUGGCACCAGUCCUUGAGAACCUAGUAGUCUCAGAUUGCUUCAUUUAUGAUUGGAAUCAACCAGUCGCCAGCAUCUCAGCUCCUCAGCUUGUAUGUCUCAACUGGAGGGACCCGAAUGAUCCGAGCUCCGUCGAUCUUGGCAAGAUGGAACGUGUUCAAUGGCUGAGCACUUCCUCUUUUCUUGUUUAUGGGCCAGAUAACCUUGCAGUUGCACACAAUCGCGGUUGUAUAAGGCUCCUCGAGCGUUUCAAGGUCAUGGGAGGUCUUAAUCUCACACUGGACUAUAUCGGGGAGAUAGAAAACUGUGCCUACUUGAUGGAUGACAUGACUGUGCUCCCUGACAUCGCGUUUUUGAACCUGAAUGUAUUGACAUAUGGGCAUGCCUUUGGGGCCAGCGCAUUUCAUGUUCUUAUGAUGUGUUCUGGUAUAAGAAGGUUGAAGCUGAGAUUUAAAGCUCCUACUGACUCUGAGGUAUAUUCUCCUUGUUUCAGGCACAAAGUUCAUGUCCAUCAGGUUGCAUUUGUGGUCAGCAAGCAGACUGGAAGACUGAGGAACUGUCGUUGAAUCACCUUGAAGAAGUAGAAAUCACUGAAUUGAGAGGAUCUGAACAUGAAAUUGCUUUCCUGAAGCGACUGUUAAGUUGGGUGGGAUUGCUAAAAAGGAUGACAAUAACUUUUCAUAGUUCGGUUACAGAAAACAUGGCCAACGAGCUGUGCCAGAUGUUACGGAGCUUCUCUAGGACAGAAAUAUGCAUGAAAUUUUACACACAUCAGGACACGGUCAAGGCGUUGUUUAGGGGCGAAGCCAUACUGUGGAACCACCGGGGUCUAGCGUAAAAGAGGAUGGGGUCGUUAACACUAUUAAUACCAAAAUACAAUGUUUUCUAUUGAAAUCUUCCGAACUCGUCGUGGUCGGCGGCCCCCAAUGGCAAGCUUGAGCUCUGCCCCUGGUUGUGUGAGUAAGAAGGCUAGCUAAGGCAGUGUGUUAUCACUUUAAGGGCUGGACGUUGUUUUUGUAGUUUUCUUCCGUGCUAUGGUUUGCUGUGCUUGGGAACAUCAAAAUGCCAGCAGAUCAUUGAAAAAAAUGUUAAGACCCAUCGUUCUAUGGUCAGAGUUGUUUUAUGUCUUGUUUUUCGCUUAUGGAUUUUUUGUAUUCUUUUCACGAUGCUGACAUGCGGAAGAGUGGAAAUGAGUCGUUUGGUUGAUCUA
Molecule: messenger RNA, 2067 nt
Organism: Panicum virgatum (switchgrass)
Lineage: Eukaryota; Viridiplantae; Streptophyta; Magnoliopsida; Poales; Poaceae
Product: F-box/FBD/LRR-repeat protein At1g16930-like
Exons: 3
Coding region: 59-1423 (454 amino acids)
Molecular function (GO): protein binding
Source: RefSeq, a predicted model, not a curated record